Molecule: messenger RNA, 656 nt
Organism: Mesocricetus auratus (golden hamster)
Lineage: Eukaryota; Metazoa; Chordata; Mammalia; Rodentia; Cricetidae
Product: 60S ribosomal protein L24-like
Exons: 2
Coding region: 1-558 (185 amino acids)
Source: RefSeq, a predicted model, not a curated record
AUGGAGGUUCUCUCCCUCUGCCCCAUGAGGUGUCUUCCUUUCUUUCUCUACACUAUUUCCACCAGCACAGCCCUAGCCAUGACGAUGGAGUGGUACAGUUUCAGCAGGUACAAGAUCUACCCCAGACGUGGGUAUCACUGUGCCAGGACUGAUGGGAAGGAAUCCUUGACAGAUAAACUGGACUGUCCUCCACAGAAGCACGCACAAAAGAGGAACAGACAGACGAAAUUCAAAAGACCCUGCCACGCAGUCAAAUUCCAGUGGGCCGUCCCCGGCGCAUCUCCUGUUGAUAUAAUGGCUGAGAGGAAUAAGGAACCGGAAGUUAGGAAAGCUCGGCUGGGAGAGCAGGCUGUCGGGCGCCAAGGAAGCCUUAAAGGCAAAGCGGCCUCAAGGAAGACAGCAAUGGCUGCUGCCCAGGCCCUGGUAAAGGCAAUACCUAAGGAGAAGCCUGCGCGGGUAGCCACUCCCCGAGUUAGUGAACACAGCCCAGUACUCAGGAGACGGAAGUGGCCUUGGACAUGGAUACAGUCAGCUUGGCUCAGAGUCAGCAGUUACUGAAGCGGAGUCUGGAAGGUGUUAAGAGUGAGGUCGUUAUGUGUUCUUUCUGUACUUUUGCGCCAGUUUGAAAUUUUUCAUAAUAAAAAGUUGAAAACAAA